Messenger RNA from Capronia coronata CBS 617.96, 963 nucleotides. Its product is annotated as alcohol dehydrogenase (NADP+). The record is from RefSeq and is a predicted model, not a curated record. Bases 1 to 963 code for a protein of 320 amino acids. Gene Ontology annotation, molecular function: aldose reductase (NADPH) activity. NCBI's taxonomy places the organism in Eukaryota, Fungi, Ascomycota, Eurotiomycetes, Chaetothyriales, Herpotrichiellaceae. The transcript has a single exon. Gene Ontology annotation, cellular component: cytosol.
AUGUCCAGCCAGACGAGAACCCUCGCCGGCUACACCAAGACCAAGUUCCAGCUGAACACCGGAGCCGAGAUCCCGGCCAUUGGGUUCGGAACGUGGCAGGACAAAGAAGCGCAAGAAGAUGCCGUGUUUGAAGCCUUGAAGGUCGGCUACCGCCACAUCGACACGGCGCGCGUCUACGGCACCGAGCCCGGUGUGGCCCGGGGCAUCCAAAAGAGCGGCGUGCCGCGCAGCGACAUCUUCAUCACCACCAAGCUCUGGAACAACGCCCACCACCCGGACGACGUCGAGAAGGCCUGCGACGCCUCCCUCCACGAUCUCCAGACCGACUAUGUGGACCUGUAUCUGAUGCAUUGGCCUAGCCCGUUCGCCCGCAGUGACAAGCUGUUUCCCAAGGAGGGCGACAAGCUCCUCCCCGGCGACACCGACUACGUCGACACCUACAAGGCCAUGGAGAAGCUGGUGGAGAAGGGCAAAUGCAGAGCCAUCGGCGUCAGCAACUUCUCCCAGGCCGAGCUGGAGCGUCUACUCAAGGAGACCUCGGUCGUCCCGGCCGCCCAUCAGCUCGAAUGCCAUCCGUACCUGGCCCAACCGAAGUUCGUGCAGUGGCACAAAGAGAAGGGCAUCCACGUCACGCAGUACUCGCCCUUCGGCAACGCCAAUCCCGUCUACGACAAAGGGAAGAACAUCCCCAAGCUGAUCGACGACCCGGUCCUCACCGACAUUGGGAGGAAGUAUGGCAAGAAUGGCGCCCAGGUGGCUCUGGCAUGGGGCAUUGCAAAGGGCCACAGCGUGAUUCCCAAAUCCAAGACCCCGGCGCGCAUCCUGGCCAAUUUUGAGGCUGACUUCAAGCUGGAGCCGGAGGAAGUGCAGAAGAUCGACACCCUCGACAAGCAACUGAGGUUCAAUGAUCCCACGGAGUCGUUUGGAUGGAACUUCUAUGCCGACCUGGACGGGAAGAAAUAG